Messenger RNA from Saccostrea echinata, 1433 nucleotides. RefSeq lists its product as uncharacterized. The record is from RefSeq and is a predicted model, not a curated record. Lineage: Eukaryota; Metazoa; Mollusca; Bivalvia; Ostreida; Ostreidae. The coding region runs from base 1 to 654 and encodes 217 amino acids. The transcript has 5 exons.
AUGGCGCAUUUUAAAGACCACGGAAUUAAUUUUCCUUUGUUUUCGAUGGCUACAUUUAUGUUAAUUGCUAUGCACAUAUCCCUCGAUUAUUCUAAUGUCAUACAGAACCCUGUCCACAGAGUCACGAAUUGUCCACAAAAUGACACAGAAUGGAAAAAGGCUUCUAGAAGACUAAACUGUACUGAUGACGACGCUAAAUCAGUUAACAGAUACCACUGUCUACCGAAUAGUGAAUUGAGUACUUUGUUGGAAUUCUGUUACAGUCAGACAAGGACUCUGGUAGAAGAAGGAAAUUGCAUGCAGCUUGUGUCAUCAAUUCACAUACUGAAUAACUACCGGUGUGAUCAAUUCGAUACUGGAUGUCCAGAUAUACCAUAUUUCAGUGACAAGACUUACAAUUAUCUAGAAUGUGUGGAGAUUGACCCGGAAAACCAUUGUUAUUUGGCAGAGCCAUCGUGCAAAACAACUACGAGCAAAUACAGUUCUCGUUACACAAUUAGUUCGUCAUAUGAGGAAACAUCGUCAAAGUCAUCGACUGCAAAGAAGGAAGAUGAAGAGGAAAAAGUCUCAAUAAUCGCCCCAAUCAUCUUGACCAUUUUACUGUUGAUAGCAAUUUUUGUGGGAAUAUUUUGUUGGAAACUUAGGGUGAAAUAAGCAGUUUCCCGUCAUGGGAAACCACAUGGAAACCUCAAGUUUAAAACAUGUUUCCCAGUGGUUUCCGCAGAGGAUGCCAGGUUAUUCCAUCAAGUUUCUGUGGCACGGAAACUACUACGCUCCAAUUCCAUUAGGUAUCCCGAACCAAGGAAACCUGAAGUUCCCCGAGCCUCCAUGUAGUUUCCCUAAUGGGAAACCUGAAGAUUCCACUGCUUUCCAAAAUUAGGAAACUAUAUGUGGAAUAGGAGCGUAGUGGUUUCCAUGGAAUGGAAACUCGAUGGAAUCCUCAGGUUUCCCAGUAACGGAAACCAGAGGAAACCUCGUGAUUCCCGAAGUUUCCAUGACUCAGGAAACUACAUGGAAUUGGAGCGUAGCGGUUUCCGUGUAAUGGAAACUUGGUGGAAUCAUCUGGUGUCUCAUAAAAAGAAAUUACAGGGAAACUUCAAGAUUCCCUUAUUUUUCUGAGACGGGAAGCAAUGUGUAGUUGUGGUGUAAUAGUUUCCAUACCAUGGAAACUACAGGGUAGGUUGAGCAUUUCAAUUUUGAGAAAUGAUUGACAAGCAUUUGGAAGCUCAAGGAUCCCUGCAUUUUCCAUGGUGAAUCUUUCUUGUCUAGAAUGUGAAAAGAGAACAGCAGGUUUAAAUCAAAUUAUAUAUUAUUAAUUUCCUUGGUAAAAGGUGUUUUCUUUUCAAAAUCUAUUAAGAAAAUGUAUAAAGAGGAAAAAGCAUUAUAAAAUCAUAUGUUAAUAAUUCAUUUGAUGUGCAAAAACAUUAUUUUAA